Molecule: messenger RNA, 1524 nt
Organism: Phycomyces blakesleeanus NRRL 1555(-)
Lineage: Eukaryota; Fungi; Mucoromycota; Mucoromycetes; Mucorales; Phycomycetaceae
Exons: 8
Coding region: 1-1524 (507 amino acids)
Cellular component (GO): nucleus
Molecular function (GO): RNA binding; poly(A) RNA polymerase activity
Source: RefSeq, a predicted model, not a curated record
AUGUCUCAAGACCAACCACGACAAUGCGGUGUCACGGCUCCUAUAUCGAUCGCACAAGCAACAGAAGAUGAAUUAAAAUUAACAGAAGAUCUCGUGAAAACACUUCAUGACUAUGGGCUUUUUGAAAGUAAAACUGAAGCAGAUAAGCGGGUAAUUGUAUUACGACAGCUCAAUGAACUUGUAAAAGAGUUUGUCUACAAAGUGAGCCUUCUUAAAGGUCUUCCAGAAGCAGUGGCAAGAAAUUCAGGCGGAAAGAUAUUUACAUUUGGUAGCUACAGGUUAGGCGUCCAUGGGACAGGUGCGGAUAUUGAUACCCUGUGCGUCUUCCCAAAGCACGUCGAGCGAGACCAUUUCUUUACCAUCAUGUACGAGAUGCUGAAAGAACGAUCAGAAGUAACAGGACUUACGGCUGUAGCGGAUGCUUAUGUACCAGUGAUAAAGAUGCAUUUUUCGGGUAUACCAAUUGAUUUUGUGUGCGCAAGACUAAAUGUGGACCAGGUAUCAGAUAAGCUUGAGCUGGUUGAUAACAACAUAUUAAAGGGACUGGACGAACGGUGCGUGAGGAGUCUGAACGGGUCAAGGGUGACAGACGAGAUCCUGCGACUGGUACCUAAUAUACCUGUGUUCCGGACAGCCCUUAGGACAAUUAAGCUGUGGGCAAAACGCCGAGCAAUCUAUGCAAAUGUGAUGGGAUUUUUGGGAGGCGUGGCUUGGGCCAUGCUGGUCGCACGGAUAUGUCAACUCUAUCCAAACGGCUGUGCUGCAACUGUGGUCUGCAGGUUUUUCAGGAUCAUGUACAAAUGGGAUUGGCCAGAACCAGUCCUACUAAAACACAUGGAAGAAGGCCCACUCCAAGUAAGAGUAUGGAAUCCAAAGCUUUAUCCAGCUGAUAAGAUUCACCGGAUGCCAAUCAUCACGCCAGCAUACCCGUCUAUGUGUGCAACACACAACGUGACAGUCUCAACCAAGGCAAUCAUGUUAAAAGAAUUCAAGCGUGGGAUGGAGAUAGUAGAAAAUAUUGUAGUAAGAUCUGGAAGAUGGGAAGACCUGUUUGAACCGACCAACUUUUUCCACACCUACAAGCAUUACCUGCAAGUGAUCGCAAGUUCAUAUUCACCCGCGUCGCAAUUGCAAUGGUCGGGUCUAGUAGAAUCCCGUUUGAGGCAAUUUGUAUUGAAGCUCGAGUUAGUGGAAAUGCUUGGUUUAGUACAUCCGUACAACAAAGGUAUUAAUAAGGUCCAUUACUGUCUAUCGGAAAAGGAGCGGCGAGAUGCUACCCACGGACUGUACCCAGAAGACCGCACGAUUACCAUGAAAGAGGAAGAAGACAAGAAGAUGGUCCAGCCUGUAUAUACCACAACCUUUUACAUCGGGCUUUCUGUUGAACCAAAAACUGAUGGGUCAACAGGACCUAGAAGACUUGACCUGGUAUGGCCCACACAAGAAUUUCUGAAACUAGUCAAGAGUUGGGACAAAUAUGAUGAACUGAAAAUGAAUAUCUCUGUAAAGAAUAUCAAAAGGUAA